AAGAUAAAAAGCAAAAUGUUGUCGAAGCUCCCUACACAGCGACAACACUUGCACCUCUCCCCCUCCUCCUCCAUGGAAACCGUCGGCCGUCCACGUGGCAGACCUCAAGGUUCCAAAAACAAACCUAAAGCUCCAAUCUUUGUCACCAUCGACCCUCCUAUGAGUCCUUACAUCCUCGAAGUGCCAUCCGGAAACGACGUCGUUGAAGCCCUAAACCGUUUCUGCCGCCGUAAAGCCAUCGGCUUUUGCGUCCUCAGUGGCUCAGGCUCCGUCGCUGAUGUCACCUUGCGUCAGCCUUCUCCGGCAGCUCCUGGCUCAACCAUUACUUUCCACGGAAAGUUCGAUCUUCUCUCUGUCUCCGCCACUUUCCUCCCUCCUCCGCCUCAGACUUCCUUGCCCCCUCCCUUCUCUAAUUUCUUCACCGUCUCUCUCGCCGGACCUCAGGGACAAGUCAUCGGUGGAUUCGUCGCUGGUCCUCUCGUUGCCGCCGGAACUGUUUACGUCGUCGCUACUAGUUUCAAUAACCCUGCCUAUCACCGGUUACCCGCUGCGGAGGAAGAGCAAAGAGACUCGGCGGAAGGGGAGGGCCAAUCGCCGCCGGUCUCGGGACACGUGGCGACAGGAAGUGGAGGAGAGUCGAUGUACAGUUGCCACAUGGGUGGCUCUGAUGUCAUUUGGUCUCCCAACGCCAAAGCUCCACCGUCGCACUGACCAAAUCCAUCUAGAGUUUCUUCUACUUUUGAUCAUCAAGAAUCAACAAAAAGUUUGCAUUUUUAGUCUUGCUAGAGUUUUUUUAAUAUCAGAAUUGACUCACUCUUUAAGCUCUUAAUCUCUCUCACACUUGUUCUCUAGCUUUUUUCUGCAGUGUCAAACUUCAUAUAUUAGUUUGAUUUGACUAUCCCCAAGUUUUGUAUUUUAGAGAUUAUCAUACAAAAUUUUGUCUGUC
This is a messenger RNA of Arabidopsis lyrata subsp. lyrata, 946 nucleotides long. Its product is annotated as AT-hook motif nuclear-localized protein 28. Gene Ontology annotation, molecular function: minor groove of adenine-thymine-rich DNA binding; DNA-binding transcription factor activity. The record is from RefSeq and is a predicted model, not a curated record. Gene Ontology annotation, cellular component: nucleus. The transcript has a single exon. Lineage: Eukaryota; Viridiplantae; Streptophyta; Magnoliopsida; Brassicales; Brassicaceae. Bases 16 to 711 code for a protein of 231 amino acids.